AUGUCUCUGACUGCGGAUCCAGCGGCGUGCACGGUCCCUGCGGCCGGCGGAACCUCGACGCACAAGCUCGUGAACGGCGGCGCCGAGAAGCUGAUCUUCAAGAUCAAGUCGUCGAACAACAACGAGUACCGCAUCACGCCCGUCUUCGGCUUCAUCGACGCUUCCGGCUCCACGGACAUCACGGUCACGCGCACCGCCGGCGCGCCGAAGGAGGACAAACUCGUGAUCCACUUCGCGCCCGCCCCGGCCGACGCCACCGACGCGCAGGCCGCGUUCGCCGCGGUCACCCCCGCCGGAACCGUCACCAUUCCGCUCUCGGCCACCGCCUGA
Molecule: messenger RNA, 330 nt
Organism: Caenorhabditis sp. 36 PRJEB53466
Lineage: Eukaryota; Metazoa; Nematoda; Chromadorea; Rhabditida; Rhabditidae
Source: the annotation of a GenBank genome assembly